UUAUUACAGGUUCACUAGUCUUUGGAUGGGCAAUUCCAGCACUGAUCAGCAGCAAUCCAGCACUAGCACCAGCAGCACCAUGAAGCCAACCAACGGAACCGAAAACGGCAGCCUCAAGACCCCGUUCCUGAUAGGAGUGGUGGGAGGAAUCGCCAGCGGAAAGUCGACGGUCUGCAAACGGAUCAUGGAACAGCUGGGCCAGGCUGACAUGGACCACACGCAGCGACAAGUCGUCUCGAUCAGCCAGGACAGUUUCUACCGGGAGCUAACCUCCGCGGAGAAGGUCCGCGCCGAGAAGGGUCAGUUCAACUUUGGCCAUCCGGACGCGUUCAACGAGGAGUUGAUGCUGAAAACUCUGCAGGACGUGCUCCAAGGCAAGAGCAACUACCGGACAUGAAGAAUUUGGAGGCUGAAGGAGUUUGCUAUGAAUCUGUGCCGGUCAAGAGAUUACCAGGAUUGUGGAAGACGACCGUUUGA
Culex pipiens pallens (northern house mosquito) is the source of this 477-nucleotide messenger RNA. RefSeq names its product uridine-cytidine kinase-like. NCBI's taxonomy places the organism in Eukaryota, Metazoa, Arthropoda, Insecta, Diptera, Culicidae. Gene Ontology annotation, cellular component: cytosol; cytoplasm. The transcript has a single exon. The record is from RefSeq and is a predicted model, not a curated record. Gene Ontology annotation, molecular function: ATP binding; kinase activity. Bases 26 to 397 code for a protein of 123 amino acids.